Molecule: messenger RNA, 9038 nt
Organism: Fundulus heteroclitus (mummichog)
Lineage: Eukaryota; Metazoa; Chordata; Actinopteri; Cyprinodontiformes; Fundulidae
Gene: znf462
Product: zinc finger protein 462
Exons: 13
Coding region: 369-8069 (2566 amino acids)
Biological process (GO): regulation of gene expression
Cellular component (GO): nucleus
Source: RefSeq, a predicted model, not a curated record
CAUCUGACUUCAGUCUAGAUGAAGGAUGAGCUUCUCGGGCAUAGACAUUGUCCAUCCUGCUGAUGCUCCCUCCUCGUCUCAUCGUAAACUCUUGUGCACCCUCUGGUGCUUGCUAGUCUCCCAAACUUCUUUGUGUAGCCUGCUUUGCAGAUUGUCUUCCUUGUCUGUGUGGUUGCUCAUUAUUCAGAGACAGACGGAUCUCAGGUCAUCUGCAGCUGCAGCGAAGGAGAAGCAGGAAAGAUGGCGAUCAUCCAUUAGACCGACCGGGCGCACGCAUGAAAUACGAGGACAACUUUGGGGAGGAUCGCUCGAGGAGAAGAUUGUACCAGUUUCCCUGAUUUUCCAGGGUGUUCUCCCCCUUUUCAGCGAUGGAGGUGCUGCAGUGUGACGGCUGUGACUUCCGUGCCGAGUCCUACGACGACUUGAAGACCCACAUUCAGGAAGUGCACACUGUUUUCCUGCAGCCCUCAGAUGCUGAAGAGUCGGACUCUCUGAGAGAAGACGAUGAGAAUGAGGAGGAAGAAGAGGAAAAUGAGGAGAAGGAAGACAAGGAAGACAAGGGUGACAAGGAUUACGCGCCUCCUAAAGCUGGAAUGAGUCCCAACUCGUCUGAAGGCCCCGACCAAACAUCACAGAAACCAACUACUGAAACCCAUCUCCCGUUUUACCAAUGCAAGUUUUGUGUCCGUUACUUCCGGUCAAAGUCGUUCUUACGAAAUCACACCAAAAAGGUCCAUAACGUCCCAGAGGAGGAUCCAGAUGCAAGUGUCUCCCCAGACGCCGCCAAGCAGGCCAGCUACACUGUAAUAAUGCACAACGAUCACUCAAAAGUGUAUUCCUGUCAGUAUUGCACGUACAAAUCUCCCCGCAAAGCAAGGAUCUUGAAACACCAGCUAAUGUAUCACAACAAAGUUCCCUCCAGCAGCACCGGAGAUCAACCGGAGCCCAUCAAGGGUGACGAGGAAUCAGAAGCAGAUGCCGGACUUGUCAAGGGAACAUUUUCUUGCGAAUGGUGCGACUACCAGACUGACCAGAAAGACAGCUGGACUAACCAUGUGGUUAAAGAACACAGUGGCAAGAUGGACGUCAUUUCCGACACUGAAAAUCAAGAAGGGGAACCAAGCGCAAGCUCGCCCAAGCCCAGUUCUCCCGCUUCUUCCCCUAGCCCGACGGGGUCAAACGUGAUUUUGAGCGGAAAGGACGACUCUGUGGGAAAAGCAGAACAAAUGGUGGAAAAGUCAGUUGCAGAAAUCUCCUCCAUUCAGUACGCACAGAUAAGUGCCGUCACACCCAACAGCACAGGUUCUUCGAUUUUGUCGAAAAGAUUCGCCUCCCCUGAUGUCUCCAACAGUGCUUCUCAUGUGGACACUAACUUGGUCAACGAUGAUAACUCAAGGAGCAGCUUGGAGGAUGAUGACGACGACGAAGAAGUGGGCGAGAUAGACGACCCCAACUAUACGGGAACCCUCUCUGCGGAUGCAAAGCAGCUGCUAUCGGAUGGCGAUAAUAAAUUACUGGAAACUAAAGGAAUUCCGUUCAGGAGGUACAUGAACCGAUUCCAGUGCCCCUUUUGCUCCUUCCUCACGAUGCACAGGCGGAGCAUCUCCCGCCACAUUGAAAACAUUCACCUCUCCGGCAAAACCACAGUGUUCAAAUGCGACGAAUGCCCCUUUAUCUGCACCAGCGCUUUGAAGCUCGGCACGCACAAACAGAGCCACAGUCCCUCGGACUUAGAGACAUUGGACCUCACAGGCGACAGCCCGGAGCCUCAGAACGACGGUGCCGCAGAGCCGCUAAACGGGGGCAGUAUAAGCUCCAGAGUAAAUGGGAAGAAGCCAACCAGCACAUCAAAUGACCAGCAGAACCCUCACCGCUGCACGCUCUGCAGCUUCUCUACCACCACUCUGAAAGGUCUGAGAGUCCACCAGCAGCACAAGCACUCCUACUGUGAUGACCUAGACUCCAACGUCUUUGAAAGCCAGAUGAGCGACCAGCCAGACGCCGAAGCAGAGGCUUUUCCGAUGUUUCUACAAAAAACCCAGACCUCGAUAUUAGGAUCGGCCACCAAGAAAACAUUAGUCACGGGAAAAAGAGCUAGAAAGUCCAUAAAUGACUUGCCUUUGGAUCUGUCCUCGGUCAAAAAGCGAACUAGAAUUGAUGAAAUCGCCAGUAACCUUCAAAGCAAGAUAAGCCAAAGUCAGCAGGAUAUGAUCAUCAACCUGGAUGACAUGGACGAUGAAGAUGGGGAGAACAAUGGCAGCGGGGACGAGAGUGGUAACCAUGACAACAAAAACCCGGUCUUUACGUACAACACGCAUCUGUUUCAUCAAGAUUCCCCAAUCUCUCACGAAGGGGGCAGAAUAGGGAAACGAAAAAGCAACCCCAAGUUGAAACCCAGGAACAUUCCAAUAUCUCUGACUCUCUCCGACGACGGUGAGAAUAUCUCGGCUGAUCCGAGUGACGGCGGCAUCCACGAGAACAUGGACUAUUCAGAUGAUUCUGGGACCAUGCGUUUCUACUGCAAACACUGUGAUUACCACAACAAGUCAGCUCGAAGUGUCAGCACUCACUAUCAGAGGAUGCACCCUUACAUCAAGUUCAGCUUCAAGUACAUCCUGGAUCCGGAGGACCAGAGUGCCGUCUUUCGCUGUUUGGAGUGCUACAUCGAAUACACAAACUACAACGACCUGCACCAACACUACAUGGAUCAUCACCCGGAAGCAAGCAACGUGCUCAACUUCAACCAACCGCAUCUUCUGUACAUGUGCCGCUUUUGUUCGUACACAAGCCCAAACGUCAGGAGCCUGAUGCCUCAUUACCAAAGAAUGCACCCCACUGUAAAGAUCAACAAUGCCAUGAUCUUCUCCAGCUACAUUGUCGAGCAGAGCAACAAGACCAGUGAGUCGCAAACGCUGCGAGAGAUAUUGAACUCCGGCCCCAAAAGUUUUAACUCAUCAUCUUCAGCGCCCAGGUCCUCCUCAAGCCCAGUGCUGAAAACGGUCCCCAAGUCUCCAGAGGCCGGUGCCGAGACAGAACCCCUUAAAGAAACUAUCAGCAAUGUGGUUGUCUACGACUGCGACGUCUGCUCCUUUUCCAGUGCCAACAUGCACUCUGUGUUAGUCCACUACCAAAAGAAACACCCCGAGCAAAAGGCCUCUUAUUUCCGUAUACAGAAAACAAUGAAGGUGGUCUCAGUUGAUCAGUCGCACCCUUUAGCCAACUCCUCCUUCAGCCCUACCAUCUCCAGCACUACAAAACAGUCCAAUGUCAGCGUGUAUGGAUCCGAUGAAGAAAUGUACUACUGUAAACACUGCGUGUACAGCAACAAGUCUGUUGUGGGCGUGCUGGUCCAUUACCAGAAAAGACACCCGGAAGUGAAAGUGACGGCUAAAUACAUUAAGCAUGGCCCCCCCACCCCUGGUCUGAUGAAAUUAAUGGAUGAACUGCAGAUCGCUGCUCCCAAGCAAUUUUUGAAGCAAUUUCAAAACAACGGCCACGGCGGCUCCAAAAACUCGAGCUCCAAGCUCGGAGGCGGGGAGAAGGGGGAGGAAGAGCUCUUCUUCUGCCAGCACUGUGAUUACGGCAACCGCACCGUGAAAGGGGUGCUAAUCCACUACCAGAAAAAGCACAGGGAGACCAAGGCCAACGCCGACCUGGUGCGGCGUCACACGGCGGUGGUGCGGAGUCAGCGCGAGCGCGCACAGAUGGUCCAGUCCAGCAGCGCUUCCUCCACCGCGAUAUCGGCUUCUGCCGACCAUGAAAACGCGACACCCAUGCGCUCCCUUAAGUGCAGGCACUGUUCCUACACAACCCCGUACGUGUAUGCCCUGAAGAAGCAUCUGAAGAAGGAGCACCCUACUGUCAAAGCCACAGCCAUGACUAUUUUACACUGGGCGUACCAAGACGGCAUUCUAGAGGCGGGUUAUCACUGCGAGUGGUGCAUUUAUUCUCAUGCUGAUCCCCAGGGCCUUCUGCUUCAUUACCAAAGACGCCACCCCGAGCAUAACGUUGAUUACGCGUACAUGGCCAGCAAGCUGUGGGCGGGGCCAGAAACCACCCAGCACGGGGGAAAUAUCGACGGCAAACAUUACAAAUGUAGAGACUGUGCCUUUGAGGCUUGCUCAAUUUGGGACAUCACAAGUCACUACCAGGCUGUUCACCCCUGGGCUAUCAAAGAGGAUGAAUCGGUGCUUUUGGACAUCAUCAAAGGGAACGGCUCCGCAGACAAGUUUGAGCAGCAAGUCGCAAAGGAACACGGGCUUCUGAAUUGCCAGUCGGACGAAGGAACACUAGUUAUUGACGCCCCGCCACAAGAAAGCUAUUCCCACCCACGCCUUUCCAUUUCCAACAACCCUUACCAAUGUACCGUGUGUCUGUCAGAGUACAACAGCCUCCACGGCCUCCUCACGCACUACGGCAAGAAGCACCCGGGCAUGAAAGUAAAAGCUGCAGAUUUUGCACAAGAGGCAGACAUCAACCCCAGCUCUGUUUAUAAAUGCCGCCACUGUCCGUACGUGAACUCCCGCAUUCACGGGGUCCUCACUCACUAUCAGAAACGCCACCCGCUGGUGAAGGUCACCGCUGAGGACUUUGCGGACGACAUAGAGCAAAUCUCGGAGUUGCACGAAGGCGACGACAAGUUCAAGACUCAGAGGCAGGGCUACGGUGCCUACAGAUGCAAAAUGUGCCCGUACACCCACGGCACGCUGGAGAAGCUCAAAAUCCAUUAUGAGAAAUAUCACAAUCAGUCGGCCUCAGAUAUUUUCACCCCCUCUCUGGGUAAUUUUUCCUCCUGCAGGGAUACGGAGCCGAUGGCUGAAUGCAGCGGCAGCAAUAUGUCCAGCUCUGCUAAAGUCCAGGAGGUGAGUGAGUUGGACCUUGCCCUCUCUCAGUUACCCAUCAAUAAGCCAGAGAAACACGCCGUGUUCAAGUGUCAGCUCUGCAAGUACUUCUGCUCCACAAGGAAAGGCAUCGCUCGCCACUACCGCAUCAAGCACAACAACGUGCGCGCCCAACCGGAGGGUAAAAACAACGUCUUCAAGUGCGCUCUGUGCUCGUACACGAACCCCAUCCGCAAAGGCCUGGCAGCGCACUACCAAAAGCGGCACGAUAUCGACGCCUACUACACACAUUGCCUGGCCGCCUCCAAGACGAUGAGCGACAAGCCCGCCAAAGUGAUCGCUCAGCCGCCCUCAGACGGGGAGUGCUCGGAAAUGAGCGAAGAGCUGCGUCUGGCGGUGGAGAAGCGGCAGUGUAAUCUCUGCGGCUUCCAGGCCUUCAGCAGAAAGAGCAUCGUCUCGCACUACAUUAAACGCCACCCGGGCGUCUUCCCCAAGAAGCAGCAUUCCAGCAAGCUCGGCCGCUACUUCACCGUUCUUUACGCCAAGGAGCCGGAGAAGGCCGAGGACGGCACGCCGGACGAAGAGGACAAGGAGGUGCUGGAGGUCCCGCUUGAGCCAGAGGAGGAGGACGACGACUGGCUUCCUUUCAAGUGUCUGAAAUGCUACCGGUUGUCCUUUAGCACGGGACAGCUGCUAUCUAUGCACUACAAUGACCACCACAGCGUGGACCUGAAGAGGGACUUCUUGGUGUCGUCUAUCCCCGAGGAUGAGGAGUCAGAGCUAUACGAAUGCUCCCACUGCGAGCUAAAGUUUACGGCUCUACCUGAUCUGGCGGACCAUCUCCUGAAUCACAACGAGGAGUUCGAGAAGAGGGUUAUGAGAAUUGAAACGAAGAAGCAGCUUCUUGGCAAGCAGAAAGGAGCCGAGCAGCCGAACAAUAAACUUGAGAAGGAAAGCCUUACAAAUAAAACCCCCAUAGGAUUCAGGUGCAACUUCUGCGUGGAGAUCCACCCGACCCUCCGAGCCAUCUGCAACCAUCUUAGGAAGCAUGUCCAGUACGGAGAAGCCAAACGGGGUCAUGUCAAGCAGGAAGUCUCUGAUGUCCCCCUAACCCUGUCUUCAAACACUCUAACCAACGGCGACCUGGAGGAGGAAGAGGCAGCCCAAGUCGACGGCAUUGACAGACCCGAAACCUCAUUGCUCGCCUCCCCAUUCUCAACGCAUUCUGCCGAUCAUCAUGUCGACGACGUCGAGCUGGAGACCCUGGAGCCGGACCGGGACGUCGUCGAGGGGAGAGCGGCCGCCCUCGUGGCCGCCGCCAGGGCCGUGGUGUCGGGCAGCCAGCUGAAUCAGCGGCUGGCGGCCGGGGGUCACCCGUGCUCCCAGUGCGACCGGGUCUUCAUGUCCAUGCAGGGGCUGAGGUCCCACGAGAGGAGCCACUCGGCCAUGGCUCUGUUCAGCAAGGAGGACAAAUACAGCUGCCAGUACUGCCACUUCGUCUCGCCCUUCAGACACAACCUGGACAGACAUGUGCAGUCUCACCAUGGCCACCACAAGCCGUUCAAGUGCAAGUUCUGCCCCUUUAAAUCUGCCUACGCAAGUCGCCUGAAGAGCCACCUGCAUAAGGCCCACACAGGUGAGCAGCACACAUACAAGUGCUUGUCCUGCCCCUUCUCCUCUAUGACCAUCAGCCAGCUGAAGGAGCAUUCUCUGAGGGACCACGGCGAGGCUUUGACCCUGCCUAAGCUACGGGCUGCUACCCAGGCUGCGCACGCCGCCAUCAGGCUCCCCCGGCAGGCCGUUCACACCGACCACGCACAUCUGACCCCAGAUGCCUCUUUCUCGGAUCCGUCGGACCUGGAGCCGGCCGACGUCUGUCAGCAGUUCGGUCACUACCAGAUGGCUUCCCCGAGUCAGAUGUCUUCCAGCUUUCAACCCGGGGGGUCCGCGGCAUGCGACGGCCGUGCAGACGCCAUCCACACGUGCGAGUUCUGCGAGUUCAGCUCCGGAUACAUGCAGAGCCUGCGGCGGCACUACAGGGACCGCCACGGUGGCAAGAAGCUCUUCAAGUGCAAAGACUGCUCCUUCUUCACCUGCUGCAAGGAUAACUUCUCAAUGCACGUCGAGGCUGGUCACAACAACAGUGGAAGCGAGGAGCUGCAUAAGGAGCUGCACUGCCCUCUCUGCCUCUACCACACCAAACACAAGAGCAACAUGAUCGACCACAUUGUGCUGCACAGAGAGGAACGUGUGGCUCCCCUGGAGAUCAGCCGCUCCAAGCUGUCGCACCACCUAGAGGGCCUCGUGUUUCGCUGCCACAAGUGCACCUUCACAUGCUCAAGUGACCAUGCCCUGCAGCUCCAUCUGGAGCAGCACGACGAGUUCAAGCCCUACCAGUGCCAGCUCUGCUACUAUGACAGCAGCCGCCGCAGCCAGCUAGAGGAGCACCUUCGCCUUGAGCACAAGGUUAUCCGUAACUUUGAGCUGAUGGGCCGAGUCAACCUGGACCAGCUGGAGAUGAUAAAGGAGGAAGAGAGUAGCGCGGAGGAAGACGAGGAGAGUGAAAUUUUGGCGAUGGUGGUGGACGGAGAGUCCUCCAAGCAGGAGGAGGAUGAUGAGGAGGAGGAGGAGGAGGAGGAUGAUGACGAAGAUGAUGGAAUGCAAAUCGUUGAGACCAUGGUACAUGACCAGGAGGAAAUGGAUGACAAAGAUGCGGAGGUAAACAUCAAGGAGGAGAAUGAGGGGGUGGAGGAAGAGGAGCAAGAAGAGGAAGAGCUACAGGAGGAUGAGGAGGAGGAGGAGGAGGAAGGAGAGGAGGAGGAGGAGGAAGAGGAACAAGAAGUCAAGGAGGUGGGGAAGGAAAACCCUGUACCGCAAGAGGUCCUUGCAUCUCCCAGCAGUACCAGCUCGGGGCCAAGCUGUGGAGAGAAGCGACUUCCCUGCGAGUUCUGCGGCCGCUGCUUCACUAACAACCUGGAAUGGGAAAGACACGUCCUGCGACACGGCAUGGUAGUUGAUAGCAGUCGCCUGGACACCAGCUCCACUUCAGCCAUCGAGGCCUCGGCUCCGUCCUCCACCGACUCCUCCGUGAACGCGGACUCCAGACUGGACCUGGCCAGCGACGGCAAAGAGGAAGAAGAUCCCACCGAUCUCUCACUGACUAGUCAAAGCCAGUACGUGGAGGACAAAGAAUCGCUUCACACCAAAAAGGAUCAGCAGUCUCCUUGAACUGAUUGUAGCGUCGACAUGCUUAGAAAAAAAAUAAAUUUGGAAAAAUCAGCGCAGAAACCUUUGGGAGGCAGAAAUUGAAAGAAAAGUGACUUUUUAUCAGUUGGUGCAUUAGUAGAUUUUUUUUUUUUUUUUUUUUUUUUUUUUAGGUGUUACAUAUAUAAGUAUUAGGUUGUGCUGCAUAAAAACGUCGGAGCCCCUUUAAAUGGGCGGUCCCCUUGGACAGAACUUAAUAUAUUGGUAACCAAUAGUGAACAGAACUCUUUUUAUCGCUGACAUUCUGGUCAAAUCCACCGUGAAAGAUCCCUACCUUGAUGAAACCAAGCUAUUUAUGAAGAGUAUUGUCCAAAUCGAUGACUUAAAGUUAGCAUUUUAUUAUUUCAAGCAUCUUUUGCUUCGUGCUCUCUUCCCCCCCCGGCUCAUCCAGGUUUGGUGAUAUAUAUUUUUUUUACCUUUUAAACCAACGAUGGGUGAAAAAGUUUGCCCCACUGAACAGCGACCGGUUCUUAUUUCUUGGUGAAAUUCUGGACUUUUCUUUCCGUUUUGUAUUAAAUGUGUGGGAAUUUUCCUUUAGAAUCAAUGGCACCUUACCUAUGUUAGUAAAACCCCAAAUCAUCUUUUCUUCAUUUUAGAGAUUUUGAACUUUUUCCCCAGCCUUUGUAGCAAAUUGCUAUAAUCUAGGUCCCUUUAUAUUAUAUUAUACUGAGUAUAAGCCUUCUACCUGUUCUGCCCGGCUCCUUUAUCCUUUCCUUUCUGUUUGUCCUGUUCAUUGGUGAAAUUACGCAACUCCCCGUUAUCCCUGUCAGAUGUCAUGUUGGUAAUAGACCUACAGAUAUGUUUCAAGUGUCAUAACUGUACCCAUGUCCGUUUUUAAAAAUAAGGAACAACUGAAUAAUAGGUUUAAAAAAAAAUAAUGGCCUCUUGAGGAAGGCAGAUUACACUUGUCUUUUCAGUGCUGAGUGUUGGGUU